Ectocarpus sp. CCAP 1310/34 is the source of this 2068-nucleotide messenger RNA. The record is from the annotation of a GenBank genome assembly. Lineage: Eukaryota; Phaeophyceae; Ectocarpales; Ectocarpaceae.
AGAGAGCGAGCAUCGUGGCGCAGCACCACAUAGCUAGAGAACUGACAAAGAGAGCCUCCACAGCAGCAGUAGCAGCGAUGUCCCUCCCUCUCAAGAUUGGCAUGUUCGGCGGCGGCACGGUGGGUGGAGGCGUUUACGAGAUCAUGGAGCAUACGAAGAAGGAGCUCUUUAAGGCCGGCGGCGUUAACGUCACCAUCGCCAAGGCAAGUUGGAUCUGCGUCCGAGAUGUCAACAAGAAACGGUCCUUCGAGCUCGAGAAACACACGACCAUGGUCACCGAUUACGACGAGAUCCUCGAAGAUGACAGCAUCAACUGCGUCGUGGAGCUCAUGGGCGGGGUGACACACGCGAAGGACGUCGUGUUCAAGGCCCUCAAGAAGGGCAAGCACGUCGUCACCGCGAACAAGGCCCUCCUGGCCCAGCUCUUGCCCGAGGUGAAGUCUCUCGUGGCGGAGAACGCGGGAACCUCGCUCGGCUACGAGGCAGCGGUAUGCGGAGGCAUCCCGAUCAUCCACAACAUGCAGGGCAGCUACGUGGGCGACUCUAUCCAGUCGGUGAUGGGCAUCAUGAACGGCACAACCAACUUCAUGCUCACGAAGAUGGAGACCGAGGGCGCCGACUACGCCGCGGUUCUCAAGGAGGCUCAGGAUCUCGGCUUCGCAGAGGCGGACCCCACAGCAGACGUUGAGGGACACGACGUGCAGGCAAAGAUCGCGCUCCUCGCCAAGCUUGCGUUUGGCCAGGACGUGGCUCUGGACAAGGUCCCCUGCGCAGGCAUCUCAAACCUCAGCAGCACCGACUUCGCCUGUGCCAAGAUGAUGGGGUGUACGAUCAAGCUGGUCGGAACCGCCGCACUGGGCGAGAGCAAGGACAAGCUGGCCGUCUACGUGUCUCCGGUGCUUGUGCCGCUAGGUGGACCGCUUGCCUCUACACGAGGCCCGGGGAAUGUCGUCGUGGUACGCUCCGAGAACCUCACCGAGAGCGUCUACGCCGGGCCAGGGGCUGGACGGUUCCCCACCGCAAACUCGGUGGUGAACGACAUCGUCCGCCUCGCGCGACUAGGGGCGGCGGGCACCCCGCCCCCGUUCCCGCUGGAGCGGCCGUUGGAGUUGGAGCCCGACUUCGAGGCGUGUUUUUACGUGCGGGUGACGGCGGCGGACGGCCUUGGCGUGCUCUCGACCGUCGGCGCGAUCGCCGCCGAGGCUGGGGUUUCUGUGCACUCCGUGCUUCGCGGCGGAGAAGGGGGCGGGGGUGGGGAAGAGAAGGCGGGCGUGGUUAGCUUGGUGGUCAAGACCAAUCCUUGCCUGCGGUCGGAGGUGGGCGCGUUCGUGGACGGGCUCAAGGGGAAGAAGGUGGCGACGGCGGACCCGGUAGUCAUGUCCAUAUUGUGACGACGAUGAUGACAAAGGGUUGUGGUAUGUAGUUCGACGCCGGGGUUUGCGGUUUGCACAUCGUGCGAGGAGAUGACGGGGCGACUGCAACCGCGCAGGCAGCUGGGCGGGGGGUAUGUGUUGGCGGGGGAGGUCACCGCCGCGAUAUCGCGGAUGGAGUUGGCGUGAGGCGCGCCAAUGUUCGCCGGGGUAAUAAAUCAGUCUUUCCGAUACCUUCUAUCGUUUCGUCGUGUUUUUUUGGGUGCAGCAGCAGCUGCUGGAACCAGGGGCUGCAGAACGGCACUGCGAAACGGCAUCUUUUUUGUGGGUAUGCUUUCUUCCGUGUUAAACCACGUCUUUGGUGCCCAUGUCAAAGCCUCCUCCAAACCCGUGAAAGAUCACCAGUUCAGUUAGACACAAGGGGGUACCAGGAGAAGCUGAGCAGAGACCGGAACGGGUUACGGGUUUUGAUGUUAAGACAACAACAGCAACAAGCUAGUCGAACAACUGAUUUUCGUCAUUGAAAGCGAGCAACAAAUGAACGCAGAUCAGGCUAGAGAAACACGACGACAGGACUACACUGGCACCGGCCAACAACACGCACCGGGAGCUUUCGCUGUGAGAGUAACACAAGGCAGACACAAACGGGGGCAACGAAUAUCGAAGCAAAACGUUAAAAACGAGUGACACCAGAAAAA